UUGCGCGCUGGGCCGCCCCUGCCGCCUUCAGGGCCGGGCGGGGAAGAUGGCGGCGGGGCCCGGGAAGCACAAGCUGCUGAGCGCCGGCCCCACCGAGCCCUGGUCCAUCCGCGAGAAGCUCUGCCUGGCCUCCUCCGUCAUGCGCAGCGGCGACCAGAACUGGGUCUCAGUCAGCAGGGCCAUCAAACCUUUUGCAGAGCCAGGACGCCCACCUGACUGGUUUUCCCAAAAGCACUGUGCAUCUCAGUACUCAGAGCUCUUGGAGACCACGGAGACCCCUAAAAGAAAACGUGGGGAGAAGGGAGAAGUUGUAGAAACCGUGGAAGAUGUUAUUGUGCGGAAACUGACUGCAGAGCGGGUUGAGGAGUUGAAGAAAAUUAUCAAAGAAACACAGGAAAAAUACAGGCAACUCAAGAAGGAUGCAGAGCUGAUCCAGGCCGGACACAUGGAUAACAGACUGGAGGAGCUGUGCAAUGAGAUCAUGAUAAAGAAAAAAAUGGAAGAGGAGGAGGCAGAAGUCAAGAGGAAGGCUACAGACGCUGCUUAUCAGGCUCGCCAGGCCAUUAAGAACCCACCUCGAAGACUCACGGGGGUGAUGGUUCGUUCUCCCGCUGGCUCCACCUCCCCGGGCGGGGAUUAUUCCCUUGGAGAUCUGUCCCAGCCCGCUGGGGAUGAGGCCAGCCCAGGGGUCACGCCAGGGACAUUGCCCAGCACCCCAGUUGCCUCCUUCAUUGGAAUCCCUGACACCCCUCCAGGCUCUGCUCCCCUGGAUGCCCCCAUGACCCCAGUCACUGAUGAUUCACCCCAGAAAAAGAUGCUAGGACAAAAAGCAACUCCGCCUCCUUCCCCUCUGCUCUCAGAGCUGCUGAAGAAGGGCAGUCUCCUGCCCACAAGCCCCAGGCUGGUUGGUGAAAAUGAAAUGGCAGUGGCUUCUGCUCACAUGAACAGCUCUGGAGUGCUGCUGGAGGUAGGAGGUGUCCUUCCAGUGCUGCACAGUGGGGAAAUGCAGUCAGCACCUGGUGCUGUCCCUGCAUCUCCGGCUGCUUCAGGUGCUCCUACGCUUUCCCGGCUUUUAGAAGCUGGCCCUGCACAGUUCACCUCACCUCUUGCUUCCUUCUCCGCUGUUGCCAGCGAGCCUCCAGCUAAGCUCCUGCCACCCCCCGUAGAGCCUGUGUCCCAGGCCACUAUUGUCAUGAUGCCCACGCUGUCAGCACCAGCCGUUGUGCCACCAGCUGCAGCUCCAGAAAGCGUAGCCACAGUGAGCCAGCCAGAAGCCUGUGUUUCCAUGGAGGCAGUGUCUGAUUCCCAUACUGUGACAGUGUCCAUGGACAGCAGUGAAAUAUCAAUGAUCAUUGAUUCCAUCAAGAAAGAGUGCCUAGGUUCUGGGGCUGGCAGCACUGCGGGAUCUUCCAAAGAUCACUGCAUGGAUGGGAAAGAAGAUCUGGAUUUGGCGGAAAAAAUGGAUAUUGCAGUGUCCUAUACGGGGGAAGAGCUGGACUUUGAUACGGUUGGAAAUAUUAUAGCCAUCAUUGAGGACAAGGUAGAUGACCACCCUGAAGUCCUGGAUGCAGCAGUUGUUGAGGCUGCUCUGUCUUCUUUCUGCGAAGAUACCGAUGACCCUCAGACCCUUCCUGGCCCAUGGGAGCAUUCGAUUCGUCAGGAGCAUGAGAAACAGGCCCAGAUGCCACAAGUGUCUGUGACUGUGAAGCAGGAGAGACUGGAGUGUGAGGAGCCAGAGGCAAAGGGAAUUCGAGACCUAAUGGGCAUCAGUGAGCUGGGAUCAGAAAUAAAGACAGAACUUGCAGAGCAGGACCAGAGUCAGCUGGGCCCUGAAGAAACCAUACCAGCAACUGCAAGAGUGACAGAAACACCAGAGCUUAGAAACCAAGAGAUAGAAGAAGAUCAAAGAGCAGCUGUAACAUCAGGAGAGACUUCUGAAAUCAAGAUAGAGUCGUCCCAGGGAGAAGAUGCAGUACUCAAUCCAGUAAAGACAGAGACCCCACCUGAUGAUGAUUCAUCCCCUCCACAAGUCCCAAAUGUGAGUGAAGACUCCUCACAGGCUGAUGUUCAGCACAAAUUUGAGCUGUCAGAGUCAAUGAAGGAGGAGGCCCAAGCCCUGUUUAGGAGUCAGAUAAAGGAUGGGCAGGGUGAGGAGGAUGAUGAGGACGGUGCCAGUGAGGCUGCCAGUUUGGAGGAACCCAAAGAAGAAGACCAGGGUGAGGGGUAUCUCUCAGAGAUGGAUAACGAGCCCCCCGUGAGCGAGAGCGACGACGGCUUCAGCGUCCACAACGCGCCCUUGCAGUCGCACGCGCUGGCCGACUCCAUCCCCAGCAGCCCGGCCUCCUCGCAGUUCUCAGUGUGCAGUGAGGACCAGGAAGCGAUACAGGCUCAGAAGAUCUGGAAGAAAGCCAUCAUGCUGGUUUGGAGAGCAGCAGCUAAUCACAGGUAUGCCAAUGUCUUUUUACAGCCUGUAACUGAUGACAUAGCACCAGGCUACCACAGCAUCGUGCAGAGGCCAAUGGAUUUGUCGACCAUCAAAAAGAACAUUGAGAACGGGCUGAUCCGAACCACAGCUGAGUUCCAGCGGGACAUUAUGCUGAUGUUUCAGAAUGCAGUGAUGUACAACAGCUCUGACCAUGAUGUGUACCACAUGGCUGUGGAGAUGCAGAGAGAUGUCCUGGAGCAGAUCCAGCAAUUUCUGGCCACACAGCUGAUGAUGCAAACAUCAGAGUCAGGGAUCAGUGCAAAGAGCCUGCGGGGGCGAGACUCCACUCGCAAGCAGGAUGCUUCAGAGAAGGACAGUGUCCCAAUGGGCUCUCCUGCCUUCCUUCUCUCUCUCUUUCUGCCCCUUCCACACGUCCGAGGCAGUACAAAAGGUCUUGGGAGAGUGAGGAGUCAGCUGUGUGUCCUUUAUGUGUUCCUGGUUCAGAAAGCAAAUAAGACUCUGCAGAAAUAUCUUGCUCUGUGCCCGUGGUGAUCUGGAAGUGUUUGGAAAAAUGUUCCCUCUGGGAAACCCCAAGUCUCUGAGUUACUGUGAGGAGAGAGAGGAGGAAGAUGGAGAGCUGUCCAUAUCUCUCACGUGUACCUAAAGACAGAGGAGUACUCCAGGAGAGGCAGCAGAUCAGCCAGAGAGAGGGCAGCGGAUCAGAGGAAGCUCUCAGCUCACCUUCUGCUCGUGGAAAGGAGCUGUGUGGAGGAACUAGGGAGCUAGUGCCAGGGUCACUCAGCUGGAGGAGCACUUCCCAUAGGGAUCAGCAGCUGAUAAGGUAGGUUAGUCAGCAGUUUUCCUUUUCCCACCUUAAGCUAGAAUCUGACACUUAGGAGAAAGCCUGCACUGUCCAGGCUCCAAAAGCAUCUGUCUGGGCCAGAGGUGUUCCCUCUCUCUGCCCUGGCUCCAGCAGUGCAGAGAUGCUGCCAAGCCCAGCACCCUGCUGUGUCCAGAUCCAGCUUUAGGUAGGUCUGCAGGCAGGCCUUGGCAGGGACAGCUUCCCUUUCUCCUGAUGGGAAGGCAGGAAAAGUUGUUUCCAGAUGCAGAAUUCCCCCUUCCCUUCCUCCCUCCCUCCCCUGUGCCGGAGGGACGUUCCUGCGGGGUUGUGUAACUGUGUUUGUUUGCCUUGU
Molecule: messenger RNA, 3618 nt
Organism: Hirundo rustica (Barn swallow)
Lineage: Eukaryota; Metazoa; Chordata; Aves; Passeriformes; Hirundinidae
Gene: BRD8
Product: bromodomain containing 8
Exons: 22
Coding region: 47-2977 (976 amino acids)
Cellular component (GO): NuA4 histone acetyltransferase complex
Molecular function (GO): protein binding
Source: RefSeq, a predicted model, not a curated record